This is a messenger RNA of Vitis vinifera (wine grape), 1813 nucleotides long. RefSeq names its product transcription factor MYB83. The transcript has 2 exons. Bases 455 to 1453 code for a protein of 332 amino acids. The record is from RefSeq and is a predicted model, not a curated record. NCBI's taxonomy places the organism in Eukaryota, Viridiplantae, Streptophyta, Magnoliopsida, Vitales, Vitaceae.
GAGGGGGGGGGGGGGGGGGGGGGGGGGGGGGGGGGGGGGGGAGGAGAGAGAGAGAGGGAGAAUUAUGUGAAGUGGAAGCAAAAAAUGUUAAUGUCUCAUACAGGCAUGAUGAUUACCUUGUGAGUGAAGAAAAAUGCUUCGAAAAAGACAAGAUAGAGUCAAAGACAAGAAGACCAACCAUCCUUCUCAUGGAGGUCCCCCUCCAAUCCGUUUUCCACUCUACCUAUCAACCAACAUAUAUUACACCCCCCCUUCUAUAUUCAUAUCCUAAGCAAUCCCCACAAUCCCAUCUCCAUCAUCAUACCACCAUUACCAUCUCAUCAAGCCUUCAUCUCUCUCUCUCUCUCUCUCUCUCUCUCUCUCCCUCCCUCUCUCUCCCUCCCUCUCUCUAUAUAUCUCUCCCUUAUCAAUUUCAAACCACUUGCUUGGAUCCCACAUUCGUAGCUCGAUCCAUAUGAGAAAACCGGAUCUCAUGGGAAAAGAUCGAGUACUAAUCAAUAACAACAUUGCUAACAAUAACAACAAGAACAACAACAAUAAGCUUAGGAAGGGCUUGUGGUCGCCUGAAGAAGAUGAGAAGCUCAUGAGCUACAUGCUGAGAAAUGGACAAGGGUGCUGGAGCGAUAUCGCUAGGAAUGCCGGCCUGCAGAGGUGUGGCAAAAGCUGCCGCCUUCGUUGGAUUAACUACUUGAGACCCGACCUCAAGCGCGGCGCAUUCUCACCCCAAGAAGAAGAGCUCAUCAUCCACUUGCAUUCCAUCCUUGGCAACAGGUGGUCUCAGAUCGCGGCGCGCCUACCAGGGAGGACCGACAAUGAAAUAAAGAACUUCUGGAACUCUACCAUCAAGAAAAGGCUGAAAAACAGCUUGCAGACGCACUCGCCCAACGACUGCCAUGAUUCGUCUUUGGAGCCUAGAGUUGUAGUAGAUAACAUCAAUGCCAUGGGCAUGGGCGUUGGAGGAUCAUCAGGAAUGCUGUUGUCCAUGCAUGAACAUGAAAUGAUGAACAUGUACAUGGACUCAUCUUCCUCCUCAUUUUCCUCCAUGAACACCAUGCUAACAAGCAACCACUUAGACAACCCUUUCCCUCUCCUGGACAACCGGCAUGACCAAAUGGUAUUCAGCCUGCCAAACUGCAUGGCAAAACCCGAAAUGACCGAUGAGUUCGACGGACGAUAUGGGGUGACGGGAGGUGGGAAUAUGGGGGUAGAGAGGGAGAUUUCCAUACCGGGAUCACAGAGUAAUAGCACCACUGAGGAGAACAAUGGUGCAACUCAGAAUGAGUACUACACCAUUGACAUGAAAAACAAUAAUAGCAAAGUAGAGGAGAGUGACAACAUUUUUGGAGUGGGAAAUCAUUGGCAAGGUGAGAACAUGGGAAUUGGAGAGUGGGAUUUGGAGGGUUUGCUGGAAAAUGCUUCCUCCUUCCCUUUCCUUGAUUUCCAACUUCAAUAAAACUCUCCUCUCGUCUCCUAGGCAAUUUUGGAGGAAAAGAAAAGAAAAACUAAACAACCCUUAAAAGUUUUGGGUUGUUUAUUUUUUUGAGGGGUGUUGAAUAAGAUUGAAGGUGAGUUUGGGGGGAGAAUUAUUGGGUGAAAAAACAAAGGAAAUAAUAAUGAUUGUUUUUGAGGGAAUUGUGAAUAGAAAUAAUGGAGACUUGAGUUGGAGAAGAGGAAGAAGAAGAAGAAGAAGAAAGAAGAAGAAUAAUGAAGAGUAGUUGGUGAGAAUUGAAGGUUCUUUUUAUGUACAAAGAGGGAACAAGUAGGUUGUAUUACUCAUCAAUAAGAAGUGGAAACUCUCUCUUUCUAAGCAAAA